Molecule: messenger RNA, 804 nt
Organism: Ostrea edulis (European flat oyster)
Lineage: Eukaryota; Metazoa; Mollusca; Bivalvia; Ostreida; Ostreidae
Product: perlucin-like protein
Exons: 5
Coding region: 212-685 (157 amino acids)
Source: RefSeq, a predicted model, not a curated record
ACCCACAGUGCAUAAGGUCAAAUACCGUGGCCGGUGCAGUGUUCUCCCAGUUCAAUAUGUUUCUAUAGCUAUAAGUAACACAUGUCUCCCUAAUAAAGUUCUAUACAUUCCUUCAUAUUAGUUCUUUUCAUGACGGAUAUUAGCAGGCGAUAUAUCAAUCUUUUCCCUCCCUGCUGAAUCAUUUCUGUCUCCGUCCCGUGGACAAUCAGACAUGAAGGAGAUAACAGUUCUCGUCGUCCUGAGUCUGCUGCCGAACAUAGUUUCCGCCGAUGGUAAAUGCGGUUCCGGAUGGUUUCAGCACAGAAACUCCUGCUAUUUUAUCAGUGAGAGACAGAAGUUUACUUGGUUUGAUGCUUGGAAUGCGUGCUGGAUAUUACAAGGCUACCCGGUUGAAAUCUCAUCCAGAAGAGAGCAGAGGUUUCUGGGCAAAAAAAUGUCUGGUGGUAUUUACUAUACUGGAGGACACGAAAUUAUGGGCAGAUUGAGGUGGCACACAGGGUUGCGUUCCUUUGGUUACAGGCCAUUGAAGUGGAGGGGCAGUGAUAAGAAGAAAUUUCGCAACCGGAAGUGCAUUGCUGCUACGACAAUCCGCGGGCAAAUGACGCUUGUAAAAAGUAGAUGCCAUUCACUGGAGAAGAUUAUUUGUGAAAGACCGGUCAGUCUCUUUAAAUGGAAUACCCCAUAGUGUCUGAAAUUAUAGUAAAGGAUAAUUAAAGUUUGAUUAAAAAUCAGAUAGUCGUUUGUUUUGUUGUAUCCGCAUUAGUUGCAAAUGUGAAGCUCUCUCCAAAGUAUUGGGACAGACCA